Molecule: messenger RNA, 582 nt
Organism: Owenia fusiformis
Lineage: Eukaryota; Metazoa; Annelida; Polychaeta; Sabellida; Oweniidae
Source: the annotation of a GenBank genome assembly
UAGUAUGGUUCAAACGGAACUUUCCUAUGGUGAUGGCAAAAGUGAUGUUGGUACACAUUUUUCAUUGCUUGCAUUUUCCUCAGAUGUUAUACUUGGGGCUAACCACAUCUACAGUGAAGCUGGAAACUUUACCCCUACGACUAGAUCAUUCAACCGAGUUUCAGAAAAGUUGGCCUCAUUGCCAAAUCCUAUUGUCGUUCAGCGUCCUGUAGUUGAUUUUCAAGUGAGUGUGAAUGUAGGACAAUAUAACGGCAAUACAGUUGCAUACCCAAUAGGAGAAACCAUCUACACUAUAACUGCCACUGGAUAUCCAACCGAUCCAUUCUGUAAGUUUACGCAUGCUGAUGGUACAGUGGAAACUGUAUAUGCAGGGGCUUUAAUGGAUAACCAACCAUUUCUGCAUACCUACCUCCACGGUCCUGAAAUCAUAGGCGAUGUUAGUACUUCGAUCAAUUGUUCAAAUUACAUUUCACAUGUUGUUAAAACAGUGGAUUUUACAGUCGUUCAAAUAAUUGAAAACGUAACAAUCGCGUCCGAUGUUAAUGUUACCCAUACAACAGGCGGUGUGCAGUUCACUCUGGU